AUGAUGGAAACGACAAUCUUCUCGAAGGUCGGCGGUGAUGUGACGCUCGCGACCCCGGCUGCGGCUGCUGGCACACGAGUCUUGCCUCUGUAUCCUGGGGCGGACAAUGUCGAGGCCGGACUCUUCGGAAAAGUCAACGGCUUCCUCGUCCAUGACGGAGUCGAGGCUGCCAGAGAGCUGAGGAAUGUCGGGUAUCCUGGCGUCGGCGGUGAUCUCGCGGGGAAGGCUGGUGGCAGUGAAGGCGGGAGUCUGCUCGUCUGUCGCGCAGCAGAAGGUCUCGCGGUUCCAGAGACGCCAGCUGAUGUUCUCUAGCCUGCGACCCUGCUCGAGGG
Messenger RNA from Verticillium alfalfae VaMs.102, 332 nucleotides. RefSeq lists its product as hypothetical. The coding region runs from base 1 to 312 and encodes 103 amino acids. Lineage: Eukaryota; Fungi; Ascomycota; Sordariomycetes; Glomerellales; Plectosphaerellaceae. The record is from RefSeq and is a predicted model, not a curated record. The transcript has a single exon.